AUGUCUGACGGUCUGUUCCUUCAGUGUUGUCGAGAAGUGGCAGAACAUCACCCGGAGAUCAAAUACAAAGAGAUGUAUUUAGACACUGUUUGUCUCAACAUGGUUCAGGAUCCGUCUCAAUUCGAUGUACUCGUGAUGCCUAACCUUUACGGCGAUAUAUUGAGUGACUUAUGCGCCGGACUUAUCGGUGGUUUAGGUGUCACUCCGAGUGGUAAUAUUGGCAAAGAAGGCGCUUGCCCUGCCGUGGACUGUAGCGGCCAGUCCUGUUCCGAUUGGGUUGUCGCGAGAAUAAUAGGGCGAUACCAUUGGUGUCGAUUUGAAGUGACAUUCCCUAACGAUUCCGUGGACCUUGCAUUAAUUGGUUUCAUUGAAAGUUCUAGUGAUUGGGAUGACAGCAAUGAGAGCAGUAUUGACCAGCAAAACAGCCGCAGAACAGUCCCCCGAAGGACUGCCAGCACUAGGAAUGCAAAAGUUUUGUCACAACAGAGUUCCAGUUCGUCCUCUGAGAGCGAGACUGAGAGCGAGAGUGAGAGUGAAAGCGAUGACAACAGGACACAGAAGACCAGAAGAACUAAUAAGAAAGUGAGUUAUAAGGAGCACAGCGACCACACCGACUCGGAUGACUUGGUCCAAGUGGAUUGGACGGCAUACGAGGCCGAAACCGAGACCGGUGAGACCGUCGAGAGGAUAUUCGAGCACCGCAUCGGUAAGAAAGGCGCCACCGGACUGGCCACCACUCCCUAUCAGGUGGAAGAUAACGGCGAUCCAAACGAUGGUAACUGUGAAGAAGAAGAUAAAGAAAUGCAAUUCUUAGUUAAGUGGAAGGGAUGGUCUCAUUUGCACAACACAUGGGAAACGGAAGAGUCACUCAAAGAAGUGAAUGCAAAGGGUAUUAAGAAAGUGGAGAACUAUUUGAAGAAAGAAGAAGAGAUCAGAAUUUGGUAUUUAUUCGCUUUGAGGCAAACGACGGCAACGCCCGAAGACAUGGAUUACUAUGACUGUCAGGAGGAGAUGGCUCUUCAGUUGAGACAAUUGCAUAUGAAUGUCGAGAGAAUCAUUGCUCAUCAGUCCUCCAAAAGCACGGAAUCUUGUCAAACGGAAUACCUGUGCAAAUGGGAGGGACUGCCAUACAUUGAGUGCACGUGGGAAGAGGAGACCCUCGUGCUCAAGAAGUUCACGCAUCGAAUCGAUGAAUACCACAUCCGACAGAAGUCUCAGAAAAUCCCAUCGAAAUUAUGUCGAGCUUUAAAAGUAAGGCCCAAAUUUGUUCCCUUAAAAACACAACCCGAUUAUAUCGGUGGUAAAGACAGCUUAGAGCUCAGGGACUAUCAGUUGAAUGGUCUGAAUUGGUUGACCCAUUCGUGGUGUAAAGACAAUGGAGUGAUAUUAGCCGAUGAGAUGGGUUUAGGGAAGACCAUACAGACCAUCAGUUUCCUAUCUCACCUGUUCUAUCAGCACAGUCUUUACGGGCCCUUCCUAUUAGUGGUGCCGCUGUCGACGAUGGCCUCGUGGCAGAAGGAGUUCGAGAUAUGGUCUCCAGAACUCAAUGUAGUGGUAUAUUUGGGAGACGUCGGCAGUCGUAAUAUGAUUCGCUCGUAUGAAUGGUGUCAUCCGGGAAACAAAAGACUUAAAUUCAAUGUCCUGUUGACUACUUACGAGAUUCUGCUAAAAGACAAAAGCUUUUUAGGAGCAGUCAAUUGGGCUGUCCUUGGAGUGGAUGAGGCGCACCGACUCAAGAAUGACGACUCACUUCUCUAUAAGUCUUUGUUUGAUUUCUCGACAAACCAUCGAUUGUUGAUAACUGGAACUCCUCUGCAAAACUCAUUGCGCGAGUUGUGGGCAUUGCUUCACUUCAUUGGUCCCGACAAAUUCGACUCAUGGGAUGACUUCGAGGCCGAGCACAAGGACUCCGACAAUAAGGGAUAUUCGAAACUUCAUAAACAAUUGGAACAGUUUUUGUUGCGAAGAGUGAAGAAGGACGUGGAGAAGUCCCUUCCGGCCAAAGUCGAGCAAAUACUUCGAGUUGAAAUGACUUCCAUUCAGAAACAGUAUUAUAAAUGGAUUCUUACGAAGAACUACAAGGCGUUGACCAAAGGAGUUAAGGGAAGUCUCAAUGGUUUUGCAAACAUUAUGAUGGAGUUGAAGAAGUGCUGUAAUCACGCGACUCUCAUCCGACCUGUCGAUGACUUGACUUCAUUGGAACCGUUGCAACGACUCAUACGCUGUUCGGGAAAACUCUUAUUACUCGACAAACUUUUGUGUAGACUUCGAGAGACCGGACACCGGGUCUUAAUAUUCUCUCAAAUGGUCCGAAUGUUAGACAUUUUAGCCGAUUAUUUAUCUUUACGUCGAUUUCCAUAUCAAAGACUCGACGGAUCUAUAAGAGGAGAGUUACGGAAGCAAGCGUUGGAUCACUUUAACGCCGACGGAUCUCCGGAUUUCUGCUUUCUGUUGUCCACCCGUGCGGGCGGUCUUGGAAUCAAUUUGGCGACCGCUGAUACUGUAGUCAUAUUUGAUUCCGAUUGGAACCCACAGAACGAUCUCCAGGCACAGGCCAGGGCUCACCGAAUCGGACAGAAGAAUCAGCUUUCCCGGUUUGCUUUCUACCAAAACCUAGUGGAGCAGUAUGUCGCUUACCUGUGUUGGCCCUCCUGUCACAAUCGGUUUCUGUCAAGCGACUCGCGAUCCAACACAACGCCAUUCAAUAAGGAAGAGUUGGCCGCGAUUCUCAAGUUUGGUGCCGAAGAGCUGUUCAAAGAGGGCGAAGAGGCAGACGACGAACUGCAGUGCGAUAUCGAUGAGAUCCUACGCAGGGCUGAGACCCGCGAAGAUGCGUCACAAUCGGUUGGCGAUGAGUUGUUGUCGGCCUUCAAAGUCGCCUCUUUUAACUUCAAUGAAGACGAGGACGUGAGUGCCUUAAGUGCUCAGCACUCGCCUCCUGUGGAGGAAGUUGCCAAAGAGAAGGAUUGGGAUGAGAUUAUUCCCGAAGCGGACCGACUCAAGAUCGAAGAGGAGGAGAAGCAGAAGGAAGGACUGGAUAUGUUUUUACCCCCGAGAAGUCGCAAAUCUGCUCAACAGUCGGGCGCGCCCUCAGACAGCGGUGAGGAAUACGACCCAAAUCGGGUCAAAGACGACAAGGAAGACGUGGGAACCGAUGACUCGGACAGCGAUAAACCGAAAAGACGCGGACGACCGAAGGCAUCCCCGCGAGAGACAGUGAAAGGGUUUUCUGAGACAGAAGUUCGCAGAUUCAUCAAGAGUUUCAAGAAGUUUCCGAAUCCGUUAAACAGAUUGGAAUCCAUUGCCAUCGACGCAGAACUUCAAGAGAAGUCUACCACUGAUCUCAAGCGCAUCGCCGAAGCCUUACAACUCGGUUGUGAAAACGCCGUCAAAGAAUAUAAUGAGAAAUUUGUUUCCGAAAAUCAGACCGAAGACAGCAAUUUGACCGCUAAUAACAAGAAGAACAAUAGGGGUCCGAACUUUAAGUUGGGAGGAGUCAGUGUUUUCCCUAAGAAUAUCCUUUCGUGUCAGAAAGAAUUGGAAGCAUUGGAUGUUCUUUUGCCACCGACUCUGGACGAGAAGAAGAAAUGGGUUUUAAAAUCCAAAGUAAAGGCAGUUCAUUGGGAUGUGCUCUGGAAUAUUGAGGACGACUCUCGGCUUUUGACUGGUGUUCAUGAAUACGGUUUGGGCAGUUGGGAGGCCAUCAAAAUGGAUCCGUCCUAUGGAUUAGCUGAUAAAAUACUCGCAGACGGCGACCAAAAGCCUCAGUCAAAGCAAUUACAGACACGAGUCGAGUAUUUACUAAAGUUUAUGCAGAAACUGAUUGCCGCCCAAAGAAUACAGGCCGAGGCCUCCAAACCUCGCAUUAAGAAACCAAAAGCACUGAAACCCAAAACU
Molecule: messenger RNA, 3897 nt
Organism: Oppiella nova
Lineage: Eukaryota; Metazoa; Arthropoda; Arachnida; Sarcoptiformes; Oppiidae
Source: the annotation of a GenBank genome assembly